AUGAAUUCCACUAAUGGAUUUUGGGGAGAACCCACUUCUACAGAUUGGUGCGAGAAAAAUUAUGAAGUAACUUACUAUAUCGCAGAAUUUUAUAAUACCAUCUCUUCGUUGUGUCUCAUCUUCAUGGGAAUAUUUGGCUCUAUAAUGCAUGCCAAAGGUUUUGAUUAUAGAUUUACAUUAUGUUUUAGAACAAUUACCGUUAUAGGAUUCGGGUCAAUUCUAUUUCACGGAACGCUGUUAUUCCCGUUACAACAUUUUGAUGGAAUACCAAUGAUCUUUUAUAUAUUGGUGUUAUUUUAUUCGGUAAAUGAAAACAAGAAAGAGAGAAAAUUUGGGAAUUGGUUCCCAACUAUGCUCUUCUUAUGGGGAUUUACUGUUUCGACAGUAUUAAUAUUUUUGGGAGGAUAUUAUCAAAAUAAAAUCAUGAAAUUAUUAGAAUUUUAUAUCUUUCAAGGUUCUUUCUUCUUAAUAUCAAUCUGCGUAUACCUGCAUAUAAUUGCAAUCGUAAUUAAUUUAAAGGGUGAAACUAGUAUAAGAUCAUUAAUGCUCCGAGGAACUAUAAUAUUUUUAAUUGGAUACCUGGGAUGGAAUAUUGAUUAUCAUUUUUGUAAGGGGUUGAAUAAAAUCUCGAAUCUACAAUUACAUGCUUGGUGGCACUUAACCGCGUCUUAUUCAAGUUAUUCAAUUUCCUUAAUUGUAAUGUUUGAUCGAUCAAAAAUGCUUGGAAAAAAUCCAAUCAUUAAAUGGGUAUAUAUUAUUUUACCAUAUGUGGAAUUACCAUUAGUAUCGGAGCAGUAUCUUCCUUCAGAAGUGAUGUCAUUAGAAAGAACAUUGCUCAUGCAAAAAAUCUCGGUUGAACUUUCACAAGAAUUAUCAUAA
Messenger RNA from Funneliformis mosseae, 879 nucleotides. NCBI's taxonomy places the organism in Eukaryota, Fungi, Glomeromycota, Glomeromycetes, Glomerales, Glomeraceae. The record is from the annotation of a GenBank genome assembly.